GGCACUCUAACCUCAUCCAGACUCCACGAUUCCAAUGCUUCUUCCCUUCUCCGACCCUCACAAACCCUACCCCGGUCUGCUCCGGCCUCGCCGGUGAUAUGGCGGCGGGAUUGGCCGCGACAGCGGCCUUCGCCUCCUUUCCCGUCCUCUUCUUCGACGGUGAUCGGGAGAUCGACAUGGGAUCCAUCUCGGUGACCCCGUCGCUGGGGUUCGGAAAGUUCCAGGCGGUCAUCAGCCAGAGGAUCGGGGUCGCUCCCCACCAGAUCUCGAUGUCGCUCGUACGCCGUAGGAAGGCCGGGGCCUCGUCCGAGGUCCGCCGCAAGGUGCCGAUCGACGAGACCUCCGACCUCGGCGCCAUCGCUCGCGAGAGGGACUGCUUCGUCCUCGCCGUCCUCCGCCGGCCCCGCCGGGAGAGGCGGGGCCGCUCGAGGAGGAGGAACCGCGCCGGGGAUGAUGGGAUGGAGGAGAGGAAGGAUGUGCCGGAGAUGACGAUCCUGAGGCGGAACCCGGCGGGAUCGGGUGGCCUCGACCCGGCGCUCGGCGGAUUGGCUCCGGAGGCGAUGGCCGGGAUGGGGCUGUGGGAUUACGGGACCCAGCUGCGGGACCUGCAGCUGCAGCGUGAGAAGUGCCUCCUGUCAACCACGAUGGCGGCCGCCUCGUACGGACCGUUCGCGGUGGCGGAGGACGGGUACGCGUGGGUGUCGCGGACGAGCGCCGAAGUGGCGCCUCCUCGUCCGGCGGCGUGCGAGGAGUGCGAGGAGGCGCGGGCGGAGGGCCGUCUCCCGAGUUUCCACUGGUGCGUCCACGACGCGGUUACCUUCCGCUUCCGCUCGCCGGUGGGGCCUAUUCAGCGGCCGUCUAAGAAGCGGGUCGAAGCUUCCGCUUAGCUGGACCGGAUAAUUCCGCACCCCCUUUUCUCAUUAUUGAUUACUUUACGAGAGAGAUGGUUUUGAGUUGGUUGUGAGUAGGUUCGCGUAGACAGGGAGGUGCAAGAUAUAAAACCUCCGGGGUUCGUAUCGAAGUGGAUACGUGGCAGUGGCGUGUCAUACUUGGGUACAAGAGACAGGAGGUGGGCUCCAACGGGGUUGGCAGGAGCCGAGCGGUGUUUGGCCGUGGUGGAUUGGCGAGUGACUGUACUUUGGUUGUAAUAUCUUUUAGGAGGUUUUGUUUCUUUCUAUUUGGUUGGAGUGGUCUUUGGCAGGAAGACCAAAGACAUGGAAGUAAUAAAGCGCCAGCAACCUGAGGUGA
This is a messenger RNA of Musa acuminata AAA Group (dessert banana), 1248 nucleotides long. RefSeq lists its product as uncharacterized. The coding region runs from base 99 to 887 and encodes 262 amino acids. The transcript has a single exon. Lineage: Eukaryota; Viridiplantae; Streptophyta; Magnoliopsida; Zingiberales; Musaceae. The record is from RefSeq and is a predicted model, not a curated record.